Clarias gariepinus (North African catfish) is the source of this 2868-nucleotide messenger RNA. It is a transcript of the gene scinlb, whose product is annotated as scinderin like b. Gene Ontology annotation, cellular component: actin cytoskeleton; cytoplasm. The record is from RefSeq and is a predicted model, not a curated record. Gene Ontology annotation, molecular function: actin filament binding; phosphatidylinositol-4,5-bisphosphate binding. The coding region runs from base 169 to 2331 and encodes 720 amino acids. Gene Ontology annotation, biological process: barbed-end actin filament capping; actin filament severing; actin polymerization or depolymerization. Lineage: Eukaryota; Metazoa; Chordata; Actinopteri; Siluriformes; Clariidae. The transcript is spliced from 17 exons.
UCCAGUCCUUGACCACGCCUCCAUCUCCAUGUCAGGAGUGUGUUAGUGCUUUCGUGGGUGUGUGUAUGUGUGUGUGUCAGUUUGGACGGAAAACUCCGUGUGAAGUGAAGCCCAAACUGCUCCUCAGCUCAGGUUCUCUCAGUCUUUCUGCAAGUUAAUCAAGGCAUCAUGGUGGCCCACAAGGAGUUCGCUAAUGCCGGGAAGACGGCUGGUCUGCAGAUCUGGCGUAUAGAGAACAUGGACCUCAAGCCUGUUCCCAAGAACCUGUACGGAAGCUUCUUCACCGGAGACGCCUACGUCCUGCUGUACACCACAAGCGCGCCAUCCUACUACAUCCACAUGUGGCUGGGAAACGAGUGCUCGCAGGAUGAGAGCGGCGCGGCAGCCAUCUUUGCCAUGCAGCUGGACGACCAUCUCGGCGGCGGCCCGGUGCAGUUCCGCGAGGUCCAGAAUAACGAAUCGGUCGUCUUCAUGGGAUACUUCAAAUCCGGGAUUAAGUAUCAGAAAGGUGGUGUUGCGUCUGGUUUCCAUCACGUGGUGACUAACGCGGCAGACGCGAAGCGCGUGCUGCAUGUGAAGGGCCGGAGAGCGAUCAGAGCCACUGAAGUAAACUUCUCCUGGUCCAGCUUUAAUAAGGGCGACUGCUUCAUCGUGGACCUGGGACAGAACAUCUACCAGUGGAUCGGCAGCGAGUGUAACCGCUAUGAGAAGGUGAAGGCGUCUCAGGUGGCCAUCGAUAUCCGCGACAACGAGCGCAAUGGCAGAGCCAAGCUGAGCAUAGUGGAGGAAGGAAUAGAACCGGAGGAGCUGAUUAAAGCUCUCGGCCCUGUGACCGCCAUCGCUCCUGCCACACCUGAUGACGAGGCGGUUGAGACGUCCAACAAGAAAAAGGCAGCGUUGUACCUGAUCUCCGAUGCCACUGGCUCCAUGAAGACGUCCGUUGUGGCCGCGUCCAGUCCGUUCAAGCAGGAAAUGCUUAAUCCUAACGAUUGCUUCAUUCUGGACAACGGCGUAGACGGCAACGUGUUUGUAUGGAAAGGUCCGAACGCGAACGUGCAGGAGCGCAAGUCGGCCAUGAAAGUGGCUGAUGAAUUUAUUAAAGAGAAGAACUACUCUAAUAAAACACAGGUCCAGGUGCUGCCUGCAGGGGGCGAGACAACUCUCUUCAAGCAGUUCUUCAGUAACUGGAAGGAUAAGGACCAGACCACGGGCCCGACCAAAGCCUACACCAUCGGGAAGAUCGCCAAGGUGCAGCAGGUCCCCUUCGAUGCCUCCACCCUGCACUCCAACCACGCCAUGGCUGCGCAGCACAAGAUGGUGGACGACGGCUCCGGGAAAGUCCAGAUCUGGCGUGUGGAGGGCGGAGCUCGCGCCCCCGUGGCUCCCGCUUCGCAUGGUCAUUUCUACGGAGGCGACUGUUACAUCAUCCUGUACACCUAUAAACAGGGCAGCCGGGAGCAGCACAUCAUCUACACCUGGCAGGGGUUAAAGUGCACUCAGGACGAGCUGGCCGGCUCAGCGUUCCUCACCGUGCAGCUGGACGACUCCAUGGGCGGAGCUCCGGUCCAGGUGCGCGUCACUCAGGGUCAGGAGCCACCUCACCUGAUGAGCUUGUUCAAAGGGAAGCCUAUGAUCAUCCACAGCGGAGGGACGUCUCGUACAGGGGGACAGACGCAGGCGGGAAGCACGCGUCUCUUCCACAUCCGCACCAGCACUGCUAAAGCCACUCGCGCUGUGGAGGUGAAACCGUGUGCAUCCAACCUCAACUCCAACGACGUGUUCGUGCUGAAGUCUCCUGAUUCGCUGUUUGUCUGGCGCGGCGCCGGAGCCAGUGAGGAGGAAGCUCAGGCUGCCAAACACGUCGUCGGCUUCCUGGGAGGGAAACCCACUGACGUAGCCGAGGGCAAAGAGCCAGCCGGAUUCUGGACCGCUCUGGGAGGGAAGAAGGAAUACCAGACUUCCAAAACUCUGAAGAGCGUGAUCAAGCCCCCUCGCCUGUUCGGCUGCUCCAACAGCAGCGGCUGUCUCAAGGUUGAGGAGGUUCCCGGUGACUUCACUCAGUCAGAUUUGGCCACUGAUGAUGUCAUGUUGCUGGACACUGGGGAUCAGAUCUUCCUGUGGGUCGGCAAAGACGCUAACGAAGUAGAAAAGACCGGCGCUCCAAAGAUCGCUAAAGAGUAUGUGGACUCGGACCCGUCCGGCCGGCGUGGGAUCCCCAUCACCACCAUUAAACAAGGAGCCGAGCCUCCGACUUUCACAGGCUGGUUCCAAGCCUGGGAUUGUCAGAUGUGGGACUCUGAUCCCCUGGAGAAAAUCCGUGCUCGCUUCUAACUCCUAAUCAUCCUCUAACUGCUGUUUGCACAGGCUCGAUACACAAACAGCCUAUUUUUUGCAUAUUUUUCUCUGCACUUUUCUGUUAUUUCUUACAUUCUACAUCCUCUUCCAUAAGUGGCAUAAGAGAAAGUGAUGGACAGGUCAGCUGACAGGUCAGCAUUUUGUUCCCAGGUUAACAAAAUAUUAAUGAAAUAAUAUUAUUAAAUAUUAAGGAUUAGCGAUGAGAUUGUAGUUCUCCAGAACCUUCAUGUCCAAUCCAAGGUGUUUCAAUUCUGCCUUUAAAACAGAAAUUCUGGCAAUUAUUAAUCUCACCAUCAAACAUCAACUACGUACAUUAAAUAUGUUCAGGUGUAAGAUGCUAAAAAAACAUGUCCCCUUAAUAAACUUUCACUAUUUUUAGUGCGUGUGUAUACUUUUUAGCAGGGUGUAUCUUAUUUUCAAACCUAUUGGUUGGGGAACAAAAAAUCUCCAAUAAUUCUUACAUUCUGGCAUCCUGGCCCAAGUGCCAAAAUAAAGACGUUAAAAAAAAAACAA